CAGUAUACAUUUUUACGAAAUCGAGGUCUUUUAUAUUGACAUUUCGAAACCGGAAACAGCCUCUUUGUGGCGCUACUUUUGGCCAAGUCGGUGCAGAGAUGUCUCUCAGCUCAGUGAACUCCACCUUGUCCAGUCUCAAAUCCUGUCAAGCAGAUGUUGGAGAUUAUAUGGAUAUGGUGUCCGACGUUGCGCUGGGAAUAGUCGAAGCACAAGGUAUGGAAAACAGCCCAUCUCUGAAGAAACUGGGGGAGAUGAUUAUGGAGUGCUCCAGACUAGACAGUGAAAUCAACUGUUUAGUGGAGUCCGUCAAUGAAAUGACUGCUCAGGUCAGACAUGAACCUCCAGAGGCCAUGGUUAAUCUGAGAAGCUCUGUAAAGGACCGCUUCACUGAUCUGAUCGCUGGAGUUUCAGAUUCAGACCUGCGAAGGCACAGCAAGGUGGUUGCUUUUAAAGAGACGGUCAGGAAAUAUGCCAUGCAAGCUCAGAAUCCUGCUGAGAAUGAAGAGGAAGAGCUGGAUGAGGACAUUGCUGUAACACAGAGCCAGACUAACUUCAUCUGUCCUCUCACGCAGGUUGAGAUGGUCAAUCCAGUGAAAAACAAGAAAUGCAGUCAUUACUAUGACCAAGAGGCAGUGCUUGAAAUGAUUAAGAACAAGCACAAAAAUAAGAAGAAAUUUCGGUCCUCCACGAGGUCUUAA
This is a messenger RNA of Danio aesculapii, 698 nucleotides long. It is a transcript of the gene nsmce2, whose product is annotated as NSE2 (MMS21) homolog, SMC5-SMC6 complex SUMO ligase. Gene Ontology annotation, biological process: protein sumoylation; double-strand break repair via homologous recombination. NCBI's taxonomy places the organism in Eukaryota, Metazoa, Chordata, Actinopteri, Cypriniformes, Danionidae. Gene Ontology annotation, molecular function: zinc ion binding; SUMO ligase activity. Gene Ontology annotation, cellular component: nucleus; Smc5-Smc6 complex. The record is from RefSeq and is a predicted model, not a curated record. The coding region runs from base 99 to 698 and encodes 199 amino acids. The transcript has 7 exons.